Messenger RNA from Dentiscutata heterogama, 431 nucleotides. The record is from the annotation of a GenBank genome assembly. NCBI's taxonomy places the organism in Eukaryota, Fungi, Glomeromycota, Glomeromycetes, Diversisporales, Gigasporaceae.
AGAGUAGUAAUACUCAUAAAGAAGGGAAUAGUGAUAGUAAUAGAUCUGAUAAAGGCAACAUAUAUUAUAAAAAUGACAGAUAUGAUAAAGGUAACAGAUAUGUUGAAGGUGAUGGAUAUAAUAAAGAAUUUUGCUAUUCAUCAAUUAAAAGUACUCUUAAUUUAGAAUCAUAUUUAGAAAAAUAUAAUAUACAAGAAACAUUAUUAGAAAUUAAAACUAAAUACAUGCAAUCUAAAUCUGAUGAACUUGAAUUAUUAUUAUCUAAUAAUGAAUCUGAAUCACCUUACCUUAAUAAUGAAACUAAAACAUUAUCUUCUAAUAUUGAAUCAGAUUUAGAAUUAGAAAAAAUACUUAAAAAUGAUAAUAAAUCUGAAACUGAAUUACUUUAUCUUAAUGAUGAGCUUGAAUUAUUAUCAUCUAAUAUUGAAUAA